Messenger RNA from Etheostoma spectabile (orangethroat darter), 2521 nucleotides. RefSeq names its product heterochromatin protein 1, binding protein 3 (gene hp1bp3). The transcript has 13 exons. Gene Ontology annotation, biological process: heterochromatin organization; nucleosome assembly. Gene Ontology annotation, cellular component: nucleus; chromosome; nucleosome. Lineage: Eukaryota; Metazoa; Chordata; Actinopteri; Perciformes; Percidae. The record is from RefSeq and is a predicted model, not a curated record. The coding region runs from base 264 to 2120 and encodes 618 amino acids. Gene Ontology annotation, molecular function: DNA binding; nucleosome binding.
CUGUACGGUAGAAUACAUCACGUUAUCUCAAAAAUAUGGACAUAAAACCUCAAUAUCGUGCUUGUGCGGUUUCCUUGGAGGCAUUGUUGUGUCGGCGGCCAUGACAGUGGGAAUCCUACGACGUCUCGUGACGCUGCGACGUGACCAACGGUCGUAAUGGGGCGGGGCUCGUAAACAGAAAUCUAAAUAAAGAAAGGCUCGUGCAGAAAUUUACUCCAAAGUAUCUCACUUUUUCUCCCCAAGUAAAAGGUUAAUCUCGUGUGAUGCCGAUACGCCGAGCAGCAGCGACUCCAACCCCGGAGAAGGCCCCCUCCGCUGCAGCAGAGAAAGAGCCUGAAGCGUCCUCGGAGGAGUCGCCCUCCGCGGACGAGGAGCCGGCCGCAUCUUCAGCCACGGCAGCCGAAGGCGAGGAGGGCGAGGCCCCGGGCGAGGCCACGGGGGAGGCCCCGGGCGACUCGGAGCCCACAGAGAACGGAGAGAAGGCCGAUGACGCGGCGGUGGAGAAGGACGGAGAAGGGACGGGGAAGAAAGAUGACAAAUGCAAGGACUGCGCGGCGGGACAGUGUGCAACACACUGCUAUGUUCUCCUACUAAGGUUGAAGGACGGCUACAAGUACGAGAGAGCCAAAGUCAAGAAGGUGAAACGGACGAUUCCGGCGUGGGCUAGCGUCGCUGCCAGCAAAAAGCUUCCCGUUACCAACUUUGCAGGCACUCAGAACAAAGUGGAUAAUAUCCUCAUCGAAGCUAUUACGUCUUGUAAUGACAAGUCUGGGGUUUCAUACCAGUCCGUCAUGAAAUAUAUUCUGAAAAAAUACCCGGGGAUGGAGCUCGACAAGAAGAAGUUUCUCAUCAAGAAAGCAAUGAAGAAACAUUUGGAGAAAGGCACCAUCAAACAGCUAAAGGGUAAAGGGCUUUCAGGAACAUUCACCAUUGGGAAGCAGGCCACUUCUUCUAAGAAGGCUGCUCAGAAGACUGAGUGUCUGGGAGAUGCUCUUCCUCUCAUCAUCACUCGACUCUGUGAGCCCAAAGAGGCCUCCUACAACCUGAUCAAGAAAUACCUGGAGCAGCACUUCCCCAACUUCAACAUCGAGAACUGGCCAGACGUCCUGAAGACGGCCCUGGUGAAGGCAGUAGAGAAAGGACAUCUGAAGCAGAUCACUGGGAAAGGAGCCACGGGGACUUUCCAGCUGAGGCGUACCGGUAACAAGGUCCUGCUAAAGGGCAACACCUUGGAGGACGCCAUCACAGCCGCCAUCACAGCCAUGAAUGAACCCAAGACCUGCAGCACCACCACUCUACGCAAACACCUAUUGGACGCAAACAAGGAUAUAAAGGAGUACCAGUUAGUGGCCAAUCUGAGGAGGACCCUGACGAAGUGUAAAGUACUCGGCUGGAUGGAGCAGAUCACCGGGCACGGCUUCACCGGGACCUACCAGCUCUCGUUCCCUUUCUACCCGAGCCCUACCAUCCUGUACCCAGACAAGUUCAACAAGCCUCCGCAGAAACCGCCUUCACGGAGGCGCACGGUUGAAUCUUCUGACGAGGAAGAGUCCGAGGAGGAAGAGUCCGAGGAUGAAGCUCCCUCUGGGAAGAGAAAAGCUGUGAAGAGGCCUCCACCCAAGGCUCGCCGUCCUCCUCCGGCAAAAAAGUCCCGGAGCCCAAGCCAGUCCAAAGCUAAAGGCAGAGGACGCGUCCUCGCAAAGAAGUCUCCGGCCAAAAAGGCGGUGUCUUCAGCCAAGAGACGGGGAAGGAAACCAACAGCCUCUAAGAAGGAAGACACACCCCCACCCAAAGCCACGCCUGUCAAGAGAGGAGCUCCCGCAAGAAAGCCCAAAACGCCGGCUGUUAAAAAGCUGACCAAAAGGGGGUCCAAGCGGCCGGUGUCGAGAGAGUCAACCCCCGAGGAGGCCGUAGUCCCAAAGGAGACGCCGAGGAGUGGGUCCAAGCGGUCUAAGCCCGCCGAGUCGUCUCCCGAGGAGCCUAAAGUCAAAAAGCCGGCGACCAAAAGUGGGUCCAGGCGGCCCACGCCUGCAGAGUCAUCCCCAGAAGAGCCUGUAGUCAAAAGGGGGGCGAGGAGCAGCAAGCAGUCCCCUCGUAAGUCCAAGAGAGGGAAAUACUGAGCUGGGCCCAGCUGCACCUCCACGAACUGGGCCGCUCUGAAUAUGCAGCUGCCUGCCGCUUUCUUUCAGUGCUCGCUCUCUUUUUUAUCAUUUUCUCCCUUUUUAACAGGGCAGUAGUUCAUUUUUUUUUUAUUUCUAUUGUAGAAUAAGAACGUUCUCCUACCAAGUUUACUGUACAUUGAGAGAUUCUCAAUUUCCUUUUUAAUCAACAUGUGUAGAAAAGCUCAGUUAGUGUUGCUGUUCCAACAGAUGUGUGAGCAGCUGCCAGAUCGGGAAGCAUAGAUCCCACAAACUGUAACUAGAGCCAUGUAGUGACUUCUGUUUUUAUAUCUGUUCAUCACCCACUGUUUAGGCAUCGGCAGUACAUGUUCCUAAUAUCAAAUGACGUUCGCUAUCAGUGU